Linderina pennispora is the source of this 624-nucleotide messenger RNA. RefSeq lists its product as uncharacterized. The record is from RefSeq and is a predicted model, not a curated record. The transcript has a single exon. NCBI's taxonomy places the organism in Eukaryota, Fungi, Kickxellomycota, Kickxellomycetes, Kickxellales, Kickxellaceae. The coding region runs from base 1 to 624 and encodes 207 amino acids.
AUGUGCAGCGAGCUGGCGUCCAAAACUGUGUUCCUGCUCAAGGGUCUGCAGGUGCCUGAGCAAGUUGCCGACUCCCUUGAUGCGUUCAUUCUGCUGGACGCAGCGGUGCACAUCGAUGUCCUGUAUUGGCUCAGCGAGUGUACAAUCAUGUACAACACCGCUGUCAAGGAGCUCAUAGACAGCGAGUCAGAAAAGGCCAAGCGUGUGACCACGGCCGACGAGAUGGACACCCAGCUCGUGCGCCUGCAGCCAUUUGGCGAGAUCUCCAAGCAGCGGUACUGGAUGUUUGGUAACAAAACCCGGCAACUGUAUUUGGAGGGCGGAUCGAGGCGGACGCGCAACAAGUUUGAGCUGCUGGCGCAGACAGUUGAUGAGUUUGAGAGGGUGGCAGAUGAGCUGGAAGCAGGCAGAUUGCGCGUGCACAAGGAGCUGGCGGAGCGGAUCCGCGAAGAAGUGGUGCCGUUUGUCGAGAAGCAGGCUUUGCGCAAGGAGAAGCUGGAGCGCAAGCUGGAGCGCAACGCACGGCAGUUUGCCAACGUGCAUGUGUAUGAGACGAGGACACGCAGGCGCCAGAGAGUCAACUACGAUCUGAAUGCCGACCCGUAUGGCGUGGAGAACUAUUGA